Camelina sativa (false flax) is the source of this 606-nucleotide messenger RNA. The record is from RefSeq and is a predicted model, not a curated record. Lineage: Eukaryota; Viridiplantae; Streptophyta; Magnoliopsida; Brassicales; Brassicaceae.
UCAGAUUUCUUGAAUUUUGCCAUUUAUUUGUGUGUAGUGUUAGUUGGAAAAUAAGUCUCCUUCUGUUUUUUUUUUCUCAAUAGUAUUCUGCUUUUGAAGUUCUUUCAGUAGUUUUGAAGUUAUAUUCUGCAAUAAAUAUCCAAGGACUCCAAUCUUAGAGGAACAACUGUUUCAGGAAAACAAAGGUUUCACUGAAAUCAAACCAAUGUUGAGCUAUUGGUAGCACUUGCUAAAGAAGAGCAGAAAGAGAUGGAGAAGACACAGAUGCCUGUUGCCCGAGAAGAGAAGAUACUGGUUCUGGUGAGAUUGAGGCCUCUUAACGAGAAGGAGAUUGCAGCUAAUGAAGCUGCGGAUUGGGAAUGCAUCAAUGAUACCACCAUAUUGUACAGAAACACGUUGCGCGAAGGCUCAAACUUUCCUUCUGCAUAUUCAUUUGAUAGAGUCUACCGAGGUGAAUGUCCCACCAGACAAAUUUACGAAGAUGGAACCAAGGAAAUCGCUCUGUCGGUUGUCAAAGGAAUCAAUUGUAGUAUUUUUGCAUAUGGCCAGACGAGUAGCGGCAAGACAUACACCAUGUCUGGUAUUACUGAGUUUGCUUUGAGGUAG